UUUUACUGUAUAUUCAGUAGCUAUAGCAACACUACUUAUAGGACCCCGUGUUGUACUAUUUUACUGUAUAUUCAGUAGCUAUAGCAACACUACUUAUAGGACUGUGUUGUACUAUUUUACUGUAUAUUCAGUAGCUAUAGCAACACUACUUUUAGGACUGUGUGUUGUACUAUUUUACUGUAUAUUCAGUAGCUAUAGCAACACUACUUAUAGGACUGUGUGUUGUACUAUUUUACUGUAUAUUCAGUAGCUAUAGUAACACUACUUAUAGGACUGUGUGUUGUACUAUUUUACUGUAUAUUCAGUAGCUAUAGCAACACUACUUAUAGGACUGUGUGUUGUACUAUUUUACUGUAUAUUCAGUAGCUAUAGCAACACUACUUAUAGGACUGUGUGUUGUACUAUUUUACUGUAUAUUCAGUAGCUAUAGCAACACUACUUAUAGGACUGUGUGUUGUACUAUUUUACUGUAUAUUCAGUAGCUAUAGCAACACUACUUUUAGGACCCCGUGUUGUACUAUUUUACUGUAUAUUCAGUAGCUAUAGUAACAUUAUAGUUUUUUUUACUGUUGUACUAUUUUACUGUAUAUUCAGUAGCUAUAGCAACACUACUUAUAGGACUGUGUGUUGUACUAUUUUACUGUAUAUUCAGUAGCUAUAGCAACACUACUUAUAGGACCCCGUGUUGUACUAUUUUACUGUAUAUUCAGUAGCUAUAGCAACACUACUUAUAGGACUGUGUGUUGUACUAUUUUACUGUAUAUUCAGUAGCUAUAGCAACACUACUUAUAGGACUGUGUGUUGUACUAUUUUACUGUAUAUUCAGUAGCUAUAGCAACACUACUUAUAGGACUGUGUGUUGUACUAUUUUACUGUAUAUUCAGUAGCUAUAGUAACACUACUUAUAGGACUGUGUGUUGUACUAUUUUACUGUAUAUUCAGUAGCUAUAGCAACACUACUUAUAGGACUGUGUGUUGUACUAUUUUACUGUAUAUUCAGUAGCUAUAGCAACACUACUUAUAGGACUGUGUGUUGUACUAUUUUACUGUAUAUUCAGUAGCUAUAGCAACACUACUUAUAGGACUGUGUGUUGUACUAUUUUACUGUAUAUUCAGUAGCUAUAGCAACACUACUUAUAGGACUGUGUGUUGUACUAUUUUACUGUAUAUUCAGUAGCUAUAGCAACACUACUUUUAGGACCCCGUGUUGUACUAUUUUACUGUAUAUUCAGUAGCUAUAGUAACAUUAUAGUUUGUUUUACUGUUGUACUAUGCUAUACUGUAGCAUAUAUGUUAGUCUGUGCUUUACUAUACCAGUUUUUAACCAUGUUUCUGAUGUCAUUUCCAGGCAGAGGACCGCUCUCUCUGUCAUUUGGAGGGGAAGUACCAGACCAUGAUCUGGGCCUUACGCUCCAAACUGGGCUCCAGACUCAUUCCUCCAGUCCUGCACCUGGAUACAGCCCCCUUACAGCAAGACUCCCCCCACAUUCCUGCUUUUCCCACCAGAGAGUCACCCACCUCAUUCCCCCCUCCGGAAUCUCCAGAAUCUCUCUUCACAGCCCUCAUCAGUGAAAUCCGUAAAUUCGGGACACAGAAUGAAAUGACGACAGAAGAUGUAGAAAUGAAUGUGACGUCUUUUGAAGAGGAGACAUUUUCUGAUCCAGCAUCAGUCAGCUCAGUAGACCCUUCUGAUUGGCUGGACAAAGCUGUGACAGAACACACAACGUUACAGCGUCAAUUCCCGUCUCUGUCCACUGUCAGCAGCACAAAGUCUCCCAUAGCAACAACCUCUGACUCCAGACAAACUCUACUUCCUGGUUCUCCCUCCCUCCGGGUUUCCCUCAACCACAAGAGACUCAGGAGUCUCCACAAGAGGCAGAUACCUAGGGUUAACGCUUGUCCAGGAGUAGCAGAGCCUACCCAGCAUGUGAGUGGAAUCAGAGACACAUACAAGUGGGUCCUGGGCAUCCCCACCAAGAACCUCCACAUAAACUUCCAGGAAGUGCUAGUAGACCUGAGCUCUAUGAACGUUCCUGGUCUGUACGAGGCACGGGUCAAGGCGGUGGUGGUGGGGGGGUCGACCUCUGACCUUUUACAGCCUGGUGGGUUUGGAGAACGGGUCCUUCUACCGUAGCAUGCCACGCAUCAUCGCUCUGGCGCUGGGCGCUCUCAAAACGUAAACACUAUCAACAACAGAACAAACACACGUCAAAGACUCAGUGAAGAAGUGGUCUGGAGUCAGCUUGUGGCGGCAGAGACCAUAGACAUUAUCUGCUGGGGAAAUGAACCCAGAAGUGACCAGGAGACUGGAGACUACUCAUUCAGAUGGGAGGAGAGAGGGCAGGCGGUGGGCAUUCUAGGAGACCUAAACAUAAUAUACACACACACACACACACACACACACACACACACACACACACACACACACACACACACACACACA
Molecule: messenger RNA, 2443 nt
Organism: Oncorhynchus mykiss (rainbow trout)
Lineage: Eukaryota; Metazoa; Chordata; Actinopteri; Salmoniformes; Salmonidae
Biological process (GO): zymogen activation; blood coagulation
Cellular component (GO): rough endoplasmic reticulum
Molecular function (GO): serine-type endopeptidase activity
Source: RefSeq, a predicted model, not a curated record